AUGCCACCUGUUAUAUUUCGCGGACGAGGAAGGGGAAGACGAGGCCGAGGAGAGAUCGUUACCCGUAACGAUCACGAAGCAGGACCGUCAGGUACAAGACCUCCUUCUAUGACAAGGAGCGAAGAACCCCAGCGACGAAGAGACCUGUACGAGCCGGCAAGGCACUCAACCUCGCACAGUUCAACACCAUCCUACCGACACUCGUUCGGGCCAGACUCCGAGAACGACCCGAACAACCCUCAGCCGUCCUACAUACCGCUUCAACGCUCGGUGUCUCACCGUGCUUUUGGGGAUCCUACCCCGUACUUCCGAGGUCAGUUCAAUCCGGCUGACUAUAUACAGGAACCUUCUGGAUUCGUUCCGCUUGGUCCUCAAGACCACUUUUCUGAAGACCCCAUGGAUGAAGACGAGGAUCCUACUGAACCAGCGCGUGGUACGCCCACGCAUCCGAUCGAAAUCUCCGAUGGAUCUUCCUACCAUGGUCCACAAUACCAAGGCCCUGACAGCUUUAUGGCCUUGUUCGAUCAGCAUGAGUGGUACUACACACCAUCUCAGCAUGAGUCGUCGCAGCAGCAGCAGCAACAUCCGCGAGAUCCUUCUGAGGAUCCGCACUUCGAGGCAGUGACGCCACCGCCUCCCCCAGCUACUCAGCCAAUAAUGCCCGAUCCGCCAAGGCGAAGAAGAUCAGGCGCAAGAAUGUCUACCCGUGGAGGGGAUUACCACUUUAGCACCCCUCGACAUUCAAGUGGUAGCCAUUAUCCAUCCUUACCGGAGGAAGGGCCUUCAAGCCCAGCCCAAGAGGCGAACUCAGCACCAGUUGCACAUAAUUCGCCGCAAUUUGGGGACGAUCGCCCGUUACCUCCGUACGCAACGAACUAUAAUCCGUAUGAGCCAUCACCACAAGCGCACUACAACUACAAUUAUGAGCGCGACCCCUAUGUGGUAGCGGCCAGGUAUGACACCCGCUAUCCAGACAGAGCUCACGGACCUCCAAGAGCGCCAGAUUACUCAGCUCAUGGGUAUCCAGCGCCACCAAGACCUCCAGUUCCUCAACCACAACCACGUUUCUCUCCUCCUGAGCAGGAGGAGAUACUCCAACGAUUAGAUCGCAUGGAGAGAGAGUUUGAGGAAGAGAAGAAGAGCCACCGAGGCUUCCUUAAGGGCUUGGCAAACCUAUUGAAGGGCAAGAAGAAGAAGCGAGACCACUAG
Molecule: messenger RNA, 1209 nt
Organism: Helianthus annuus (common sunflower)
Lineage: Eukaryota; Viridiplantae; Streptophyta; Magnoliopsida; Asterales; Asteraceae
Product: extensin-like
Exons: 1
Coding region: 1-1209 (402 amino acids)
Source: RefSeq, a predicted model, not a curated record